Papaver somniferum (opium poppy) is the source of this 3807-nucleotide messenger RNA. RefSeq lists its product as uncharacterized. The transcript is spliced from 4 exons. Gene Ontology annotation, biological process: RNA processing. Lineage: Eukaryota; Viridiplantae; Streptophyta; Magnoliopsida; Ranunculales; Papaveraceae. The coding region runs from base 100 to 801 and encodes 233 amino acids. The record is from RefSeq and is a predicted model, not a curated record.
UGGAGAGAGACAUCUGACUGAGUCUUCUAACUAUUUCUAAGAGAGAGAACUGCAUUUUUAUAUCAAUUGCUGAGAUUCAGUGGAGAUAAAUUUGUAAAGAUGGGUAAGAGUGGAAACAAGAAAGGAGGAGGAGGUAAAUCAGGGUUUGUUAAUGGAAGCAAUCUAGGUGGUGUUUUAACACUUAGACAGCAAAUUCAUGGAAGAGGAGGAAAUCACCAGAAUAAAAUUAGCAGCAGAUCGAAUAGUAAUGUUGGUAACAGGUCAAUAUUGAAAGCCAAACAUUUGGAGAAAUUAGCAUUAUGGGAUGGUAGUGAUGCUUCAAUUCCUUCAUUGGGUGCUUUGUUUGGACAGAGAUUAGCUUCUUGGUUUGAAUCUAUGGGUACUCCUAUUGAUUUUUCCCUGUUUUUUUGCCAAAGAUGUGAAUCGAUUCUUCAACCCGGUUCUAAUUGUACAGUUAGAAUCGUAAAGAACGGAACGAAGAAGAGGAAGAAGAAACAGCGCAAAAAUGCAAGUGUUCGGCCACAAAACAAGGUUGUUUAUACAUGCAACUUUUGUUCACAUCGAAACCUGAAGAGAGGGACCUCAAAGAUUCAUAUGAAAGAGAUAUUACCUCCAAGAAUGAAACAAAUUGAAUGUGAUGAGAAGCAAUUAAAUUUGGUAAAAUCUAGAGCAGACGAAAGUAAGGUAGAUUUGAAUGUGGAGGCAGUAGUUUGUCCGGAAAAUGUGGCAGGAUUUAAAGAAGAAGUCAUCGGUCAGAUACGUUCAAAAUCUGAAAUGUUACUGAAAGCAAUAAAGAGAUAGGCAAGACUGCACAGGAGCUAGUAUGUAUACCCAUUGUAGAAUCAGAAGCAAAGGUCCCUGAGAUGAAUUACCUUGUUUGUAAAGAUGCUGCAAGUGAAAACAGCCCGACAACUCCAUUGAAUAGAGUGCCGAUGCUUUUGCUAGAUGCAAAGCGAAGAAAGAGAAACAGGUCUAAUAAUAAACAGCUUGCAACUGUAAGCGACUCUAAGACCACGGAUGUAGAAAAAGUUUCAGGAAGUUCGACUAAAAGAAGAAGGAAAUCAUCGUCUAGUUUGAAGGAGUUAGCUGAAGCUAAUGUGCAGAAGAAUGACAUUGCUAAUCUAAUAAUUUCAUUUUGUUUAUGAAAAGGUAUCUACAGUCAUAUGCUAUCAGAUUUUAUUAGUGUUCCAGUAGAUUUUAUUAGUGUUCCAGUAGAUUUUAUUAGUGUUUCGUGGGAGAGAAGCAAUUAGAUUCUAAUUUGUUAUCUGGAUUUUGAAAAUGCUCACUGACAGAUGAUCUACAAAAUGUACAUAAAGGUUUUAGUGCGAGGAAAAAAAAUGUCUUAGUAUGAAGUUUUGAACUUAUGAUUAGAGAUUGCCAUGAGAAGUCAAUUCAGUUUCUCACAGAUGUCAUUCUUGUGUUUGCACUGCCGACUCACCCACCCCAUCAUAUUCUGUUUCCAUCAGCAGUGGAUCACCAAGCACAUGCUCUAAAGGCUCGGCAGAUGCUACCACAGAUUCCUUCAAUUCUAGUUCGUUAACUAUAAAUGUUUGUGAGUUAUCUCCCUUGUGGAGCUGCUCCAAGACAGCAUCAACAUUUUCAACAGAUCUUGCUUCAAGAACUAGAAGCUCUAAGUCAGUCUCUGUCAGAUAUCGCUCAUGUGUAGCCAGUGUCAACUCACCCAGCCCAUCUUUUGCUACCGUCGAUAGUGGCUCAUCAAGCACAUGGUUGAAAGACUCGGCUAUCGGCAUAUGCCACUGUAGAUUCCUUCAGUACUGGUUCAUCAACAGUAGAAGUCUUUGCAUCAUCUCCCUCGUGGAGUUGCUCCAAAACAGCAUCAAAGACUGCUUUCUAUCAGCUUUGGUUCUUCCACAGGUAGUGCAAAGACAGCUUGAUUUUGGCUAUCUGGAGAUUGUUCUAAGAGUUUAAAGUUGGGGAAUUUUUCAGUUUUUCUAAAGUGGUUUUUGUAAAUAGAGGUCAAAUUUUGUCCCUUUCAAGGUUGCCUUCUUUGAGAUUUUGUUUUUUGUUUUUCCAGGAGAAGGAUUACUUUUGGAUUUUUGGUGUUGUUGUAAGCGUCUAAAUUUGAGAGAAUUUUUUAAUUCUUUAGAGCGAAAUAUUGAUUUAGUAAGUGGGUUUGGGGUUGACAAGAUGAGAAGUGAAAGAGAUGAGGAGAAGAGUGUAGGACCCUUUGUUUCAAGACUACAUGUAUAUGAUACAGCGAAAGGAGGACCAAGAGCAACACCAAGGAACAAGAUGGUUUUAUGUAAAUAUCUUAGUAUUCCCUCUCAACGGUUCAAUUCUAGGUUAUGUUCUACGUUGUUUUUACCACCUAGUAAUACAGUUUCUUCUGCCUCAGCGUCCAUGAGCCAGGGUGGUGGGCGUGAAAGGGCUGUGUUUUCCCCAUAUUACAUCCCUCCUCCUGCACCUCAUCACUUCGACGAGGAGAUUCAAACUCGCCCAGGACACGUGCUUCAGAACAGAAAUCCACAAAUAAUGCAGUUCAUUAUGCACAUGCUACUUCCCCAACUGAAAGAGCACUUACCCGAAGAGGGCUAGAGAUGAGGAUGACUUUAUGGUUCCAAGUUUGCGUAUCCCGAAACCAAUUCUGGUACCACCGAACAUCAGCAAAAUGCGGAACAGGAAAUGCUUGUUCCCUUUGACGUAGUUAACAAUAUGGGACGGGUUGUACCUGGUACUUGCGUUUCUUCUUCCCAACUUCCUAGUGCUGGGGAUAAACAUCUGAGACGACCAAAUACUAUGGAUUUGAGGUCAAGUCAAAACUAGAAACCAGGAUGAAGAGAAUCUGGCAGAAUCUAUCACCAGUAGGGAUUUCAUGGAGAAGAGUAAAUCCCAUGCAUCAGUUGGAGAAAAGAUCUCACAUCCCAGGAAGUAUGUGGAUGUAUCAGACUCUUGGCAUCAAAAUAGUUCAGGUAACAAUUUAGGAAGAUCAGAGAAUCUGAGGACGUCAAUGCACAACUACAUCAAGGGCAUUCCGACUAUAGUGGGGAAGAGGUUCACGUUCCAAGGAUAAGAAGUAAACCAUGUUCCAGGGCCUGUCUUGGAAACAGUCAUAAAAACUCCACUAAAUGUGGUUAAGACAAAUUUCACAGUAUAUCACAAGGGAGAGAUGCGGACAGAAAUGGUGAUGUCCCCGAGUCUUCUAUUCUGGAUUCUGUAUCGAGUUUGGACAUAUCUCUGAUGAUGUUGUUGGUGUAAUAGGACAGAAACACUUGUGGAAAGCAAGAAAAGCGAUUGCCAAUGAAGGGAUAUUACCAUAAGAAAGAGAUAUUACCAUGAGAAGCCAAAUCAAUUUCUCUCAGAUGUAUCUAUCCGCGUCAUCUCUCUCAAAAUCGCAUCAAAAUCUUCGAAAGACUUUGCAUCAAGAACUGGGGACUCCAAAGACAGUUUGCUCAUCUUCUGUUCCUGUCAAGAUUGACUCGUGGACUUAUAUUCAGGUUGCUUUAAAAGCAUGUUCAAGUUUAGCGUCUUCGCUGGAUGAUUCAACAAGGAGUCUUCAGGAAGGAUGGAUUUUGGCUUCUCCCUCGGUAUCUUCAAACCCUCAAACCCAACAAGCUCAUCCUUUGUCCCUCUGUUUCAUCAUGUUGCUUACAAGACUCAGCAGAGUCGAUAUACAUUGACAUGAGGAGUUCACAUAAAUUCAAUGUCUGUGUUGGCAGAUUCGCAGAGUGGGUUUUUCUUUUCUGAAGUGUAUUUAUGCAUCAGAUUUUCAUAAGCCUUUCCGUCAGAAUUCACUCCCAUAACUCUUGAUUAAACAACUGUAAUUUUUUACGAGUUCUUUGUUUUCAC